This is a messenger RNA of Myiozetetes cayanensis, 8204 nucleotides long. It is a transcript of the gene GLG1, whose product is annotated as golgi glycoprotein 1. The transcript is spliced from 26 exons. Bases 6 to 3419 code for a protein of 1137 amino acids. The record is from RefSeq and is a predicted model, not a curated record. Gene Ontology annotation, molecular function: fibroblast growth factor binding. Gene Ontology annotation, cellular component: Golgi membrane. Lineage: Eukaryota; Metazoa; Chordata; Aves; Passeriformes; Tyrannidae.
CCAAGAUGGCGCCGUGCGGACGUGUCCGGAGCCGCUGCCCGGGCCCGGCGCUGCUCCUGCUGCUGGCGCUGGCGGCGCGGCCGGCCGCGCCCGGCCCUCCCGUGGGCCCUCCCGGCGCCGGCGGGGCCCUGCCCGCAGCGGCGCAGCCGGCGGGGCCGGGCGCGGCCGUCCCGCGGAGCGGCCGCGGCGGCGGGGCGGGCAGCGGGUGGAAGCUGUCGGAGGAGGCGGUGUGCCGGGAGGACGUGGUGCGGCUCUGCUCCAAGCACAGCUGGGCCAACAACCUCGCCGUGCUCGAGUGCCUGCAGGACGUUCGCGAGCCAGAUAAUGAAAUCUCCUCAGACUGCAAUCACCUCUUGUGGAACUACAAACUGAACCUGACAACAGACCCCAAGUUUGAAUCGGUGGCCAGAGAAGUCUGCAAGUCCACUAUUGCUGAGAUAAAGGAGUGUGCAGAUGAACCAGUUGGUAAAGGCUUCUUGGUAUCAUGUUUGGUGGAUCACAGAGGGAACAUCACUGAAUACCAGUGCCAUCAGUACAUCACUAAAAUGACAGCCAUUAUCUUCAGCGAUUAUCGGCUGAUCUGCGGCUUCAUGGAUGACUGCAAGGCUGACAUCAAUCUCCUGAAAUGUGGCAGCAUUCGACCUGGAGAAAAGGAUGCUCACUCACAAGGAGAGGUGGUGGCGUGCCUGGAAAAAGGCCUGGUGAAGGAGGCAGAGGAGACUGAUCCUCGAAUUCAGGUUUCUGAUCAGUGUAAGAAGGCAAUUCUCCGUGUCGCUGAGCUCUCCUCGGACGAUUUCCACCUGGACCGGCACCUGUACUUCGCGUGCCGAGACGACCGGGAGCGGUUCUGUGAGAACACUCAGGCUGGGGAAGGCCGAGUAUACAAGUGCCUCUUUAAUCACAAGUUUGAAGAAUCAAUGAGUGAAAAGUGCCGUGAUGCCCUCACCACCCGCCAGAAGCUGAUUGCCCAGGACUACAAAGUGAGUUACUCGCUGGCCAAGUCCUGUAAGAGUGACCUGAAGAAGUACCGGUGCAAUGUGGAGAACCUUCCCCGCUCCCGGGAAGCCCGGCUGUCCUACCUCCUGAUGUGCCUGGAGUCUGCAGUGCACAGAGGUCGACAAGUGAGCAGCGAGUGCCAGGGCGAGAUGCUGGAUUACCGGCGCAUGCUGAUGGAAGACUUCUCUCUGAGCCCGGAGAUCAUCCUGAGCUGCCGAGGGGAGAUCGAGCACCACUGCUCCGGCCUGCACCGCAAGGGCCGCACCCUGCACUGCCUCAUGAAGGUCGUGCGGGGGGAGAAGGGCAACGUGGGGCUCAACUGUCAGCAGGCGCUGCAGACGCUGAUCCAGGAGACGGACCCCGGUGCCGAUUACCGCAUCGACCGCGCGCUCAACGAGGCCUGCGAGUCGGUGAUCCAGACGGCCUGCAAGCACAUCCGCUCCGGAGACCCCAUGAUUCUGUCUUGCCUGAUGGAACACUUGUAUACUGAGAAGAUGGUAGAGGACUGUGAGCACAGGCUCCUGGAGCUGCAGUAUUUUAUUUCUCGUGACUGGAAGCUGGACACGGUCCUGUACCGCAAGUGCCAGGGAGACGCCUCCCGUCUCUGCCAUACCCACGGCUGGAACGAGACCAGCGAGCUGAUGCCUCCAGGGGCUGUUUUCUCCUGCCUGUACAGGCAUGCCUAUCGCACAGAGGAGCAAGGGAGGAGGCUAUCGCGGGAGUGCCGGGCGGAGGUGCAGAGGAUCCUCCACCAGCGAGCCAUGGACGUGAAGCUGGACCCAGCCCUGCAGGACAAGUGCAUGAUUGACCUGGGGAAGUGGUGCAGCGAGAAAACAGAGACAGGGCAGGAGCUGGAAUGCCUUCAGGACCAUCUUGAUGACUUGGUGUCUGAUUGCAGGGACAUAGUGGGAAACCUCACUGAGCUGGAGUCUGAGGACAUCCAAAUUGAAGCCUUGCUGAUGAGAGCAUGUGAGCCCAUUAUCCAGACAUUCUGUCAUGAGGUUGCAGAUAACCAGAUUGAUUCUGGGGACCUGAUGGAGUGUCUAAUACAGAACAAACACCAGAAGGAAAUGAAUGAAAAAUGUGCAAUUGGAGUUACUCAUUUCCAGCUGGUCCAAAUGAAAGAUUUUAGGUUCUCAUACAAGUUUAAAAUGGCUUGCAAGGAGGAUGUGCUGAAACUUUGCCCCAACAUCAAAAAAAAGGUGGAUGUGGUGAUCUGUCUGAGCACAACUGUGCGCAAUGACACCUUGCAGGAUGCCAAGGAGCACAGGGUCUCUCUGAAGUGCCGCAAACAGCUGCGUGUGGAGGAGCUGGAGAUGACUGAGGAUAUCAGACUUGAACCAGAACUGUAUGAGGCUUGUAAAAGUGACAUCAAGAAUUACUGCCAAAACGUGCCCUAUGGCAACGCUCAGAUUAUUGAAUGCCUGAAAGAAAUCAAGAAGCAGUUGAGCACACGGUGCCACCAGAAGGUGUUCAAGCUGCAGGAGACGGAGAUGAUGGAUCCAGAACUGGACUACACACUCAUGAGAGUCUGCAAGCAGAUGAUCAAGCGGUUCUGUCCAGAGGCAGACUCAAAAAAUAUGCUGCAGUGUUUGAAACAAAACAAGAACAGUGAAGUGAUGGAUCCGAAGUGCAAGCAGAUGAUUACCAAGCGCCAGAUCACACAGAACACAGAUUACCGCUUAAAUCCCGUGCUCAGGAAGGCGUGCAAAGCAGACAUCCCAAAAUUCUGCCAAAACAUCCUCAAUAGGGCCAAGGAUGAUACAGAGUUGGAAGGGCAGGUCAUCUCAUGCCUGAAGUUGAAAUAUGCAGACCAGCGUCUCUCUCCUGACUGCGAGGACCAAAUUCGAGUCAUAAUCCAGGAAUCAGCCCUCGAUUACCGGCUGGAUCCCCAGCUUCAGAUGCACUGCUCUGAUGAGAUUUCCAGCUUGUGUGCAGAGGAAGCAGCAGCUCAGGAGCAGACGGGGCAGGUGGAAGAAUGUCUGAAAGUGAAUCUGCUGAAAAUAAAAACUGAAAUGUGCAAGAAGGAAGUGCUCAACAUGCUGAAGGAGAGCAAAGCAGAUAUAUUUGUUGACCCAGUGCUCCACACAGCCUGUGCCCUCGACAUCAAACACCACUGUGCUGCCAUUCCACCGGGGAGAGGACGCCAAAUGUCAUGCUUAAUGGAAGCCCUGGAAGAUAAGCGUGUGAGGUUGCAGCCUGAAUGCAAGAAACGCCUUAAUGAUCGGAUUGAAAUGUGGAGCUAUGCUGCAAAGGUUGCCCCAGCAGAAGGCUUCUCUGACCUUGCCAUGCAAGUGAUGACCUCUCCAUCCAAGAAUUACAUACUGUCCGUGAUCACGGUUGGCAUCUGCGUACUCUUCCUCAUCGGCCUGAUGUGUGGACGCAUCACCAAGCGGGUGACAAGAGAGCUCAAGGACAGGUAGAGCCUGGAUUGCCUGCUGAAGAAAUGCCUGCCCAGUGCCCAGUUUUGUACAGCCCUCCUCUGUAUAGUCUACCCACCCCCUCUUGUGAGAGGAGAAUUAAAAAAAAAAAAAAAAAAAAAAAAAUUAGAACAGCAGCAGGUGUUGGCUCAGUUUUCCCAUCCUGGAUCUCAUCCACAGCAUCUUCAUCCUAUGAAAGUUUGUGUGCAACAUUGGCAGCCCAGCCAGCAGCUUUUGUUACCCCUUUGUUAGCAGACUCUCGUUUACCUGCCUGUAGACAAGUCUCUGUUGUACUGUUGGAACUGCCUUCACUCUCCAGAUCAGACUGAUACGACCUGCAGCUCAAGCAGUUUUUAAGUAAAUUUUUAAAGACAGACAUAUAUCUGCAUACCGACUAUAUGAUUUAGGUAAUGGUUCAUAUUGAAAUCUAGUCGUCCUCUGUGGCUGGGUGAAAUUGAGGCAGGAAAUUAAAGGGUAAAUUGCAUCUUACACCACAGUUGGCCUUGUUUUGGACAUCUUGCUCGUCUGUGUAAAGCAUCUCCAGAGCAUAGUCUUGGACAACCUAACGGCACCAGUCCCUGGUGUCAUCUCCUAGUGAAUAUCCUGCUUUUGUGACUGUGGAUUUUUUUUGGCUGAAAAGAUGUCCUCCCUUUCUUCCUCUGCCGCUCGCAAGAUGAUAGAAUAAAAUACUGCCCAGGAUCGAAUUCUCAUGUGAGCUGUACAACUGUUUCAGUAGAUCAAAGACACGGUGUAGACACGAGGCGCGUAGACUGUCAGUAGUGAACGGUGCCACUGUCAGCGGGCAGGAAGUGCCCUGAGCAGUUACUCGGUCAACUUUUUUUAUUAUGCAGUAAAAUUCUAACCCUCCUUUUAUUUUACCUCGCUGCUGCCAAGCUGUUCCCCUUCCAAAUUAACUGUCUGUAGAGGGUGUUGACACACCGGCCGUGCAGUGCCCUGUCAGCGACGCGGAAAGGGACUGAACGCUCGUCGUGCUCUGUCUGUGUAACUUGGGGGUUAUCACAGUGGUUUGUAACCACAAUCCGGGUCUCAAUGGUUUGAAUGGUACAGUCUGAACCACGCUGGAGAGCCGUUUUCGUUUCCACAACUACAAUUGGUAGUGGUACAACUGAUAGCAGCUGGCACGUCCUGGGAUGUAGGACACAGGUGCCAGUCCAGAAGGCCAAGCAGGAGUGGAUGGCAGGAUGAUGAUGUGUGAAAGGCAGAAACGUCUGGAUCUUUCAGGGAAGUAGCUUCCACGUAGUUACCAUCAACGUGUGCACUCAUGCUAUGUAUAGGUACACUUCAGAACCUGAUGCUUAGGCCAGAGAGCCCAAAGAAGGUGUUUUAGAAAAACUGCAACAGUAGCUGUGGCCUCUUCUUACUUUGUUCCUCAAGUGGCAGGAGGUGUGGAGGUCAAAAGACACAUGCUUUGAUUGAAACAUGGAGUGUGUUGGUGAAAUCUGGAAGAGGCUGCACAAGACUCCAUGUGUACAGUAGGAUAUAUUUUAUUCACCUUUUAGAUGUGCUCAGCUGUGUGUGCUGCAGUAAAAAACUUUAUUUUCCCACUUAGCUAGGUAAGACCUGACAUUUCCAGUUGUCCUCAUCGUUCUCUAGAAGAACGGUGGAGGUGGUUUGGGGACACUUUAGUGGACCAGCUGAUUCUGAUGAUGCUGCAUGUACAGGAUAGCAUAUACAAAAUACUGUGAGCUUUUGUUGCGACCGAAGCUUUUUACAAAUGUACCCUCAUCCCGUUCUGAGGAUGGGCAGCAAACUGUUAGUGGUUUGGUUUUAGACUUGCUGUGCUAGUGAGUCACAAACACUCCUGGUUUUGCAGCGAAGUGCGAGCACAGGGCAGGCAGCAGCAGAGGCCUGAGUGACGAGGGCUCGCUGGACAGUUGGUACAUGGUGGGAUUGCUGUUGUGGUUGGGUAGAACAGAACUUAAGCCUGAAUUCCUUCCCUUGCCCCUGCUUCCCUGGUACUAACGGAGCUUGGCAGGCUCUCUGUCAGCAUGAAGUGGGGCAGAAGAGGAACAGUUAGUCGGGUCUCUUGAGGUAGCCCAGGUGUGUAAAACCACAAAUGUUAGUCUGGCAAUUAGAAGUGUUGUUGUUUCACUUGAGUGAGCACUGAAAUGACUGCUAUAAAGAGGGGUGUGUGCACACAGCUCCCGGCAAGGGAAGUGGGAUCUAGGUGCAGCCUCGCUUGCUGGCACAGGUCCUGCUUCUACAAAAUGUCUAUCAGGCAUAAUUAAAUUGCCAUUGGAGGGCUUUUUUUUUUAAACUGUUGUGACUUUCUGAGAAGGCAUUUUGUAACCUGAUUAGCUUGAACAGCCUAAUUAGAUGGUUUAUUGUCUAGAAAUAGCAUCUUCCACUAAAUUCAGAAAGACAUUGCAGUGAAAAUUGUAGGUUUGUAGCCAUAGUUCUGAAUGUAAACCCUGUUCAGCUCUGAAGGUGACUUUGUUUAGUUUCAGAUACGAGGCUUUCUGGGUUUUUUUGCUUUUUAAUGUGGAGAAAGUUGAAGUGAGGGUGCCUGGAGCGCUGCAUUAGGAGCCUGUGCUCUGCAGUGGUGUUUCUGUGCCUGUGGUUGGUGGUGUUCCUGCCUGUGUCAGCAGGCUGACCUGGGAGUUUGGCUUCGAUGGGAAUGCACUGGGAGGUGUUAGAGCUGUGUGGCUGGAGGCCCUUGGAAACAAAGGUAGGAUGCUAAAUAAACCCUUUGUCACUGUAAAGACACAAACCCACCUUUUAAAAGGUGGGCACUGUCAAAGGGUCCUGGCCAUUUUAUCAUUUGAACAUGUGAUCUUCUCAUGUUUUAAAAUGGGGUCUCCUGCUACUGCUAAUGACCAAAUUUGCUUUUUUCUUGACUAAAAAUCUACCACUCCCAGUCUUGAAACAUUCUCCUUUUCAUGCAUACCUAAAAACCCAGAGGUUUUUGCAAGCCCAGAAACCCACAGGAGUUGCUCUUCCAAAAAUAGCCUGGUUGUGCUGUUGCCAACCCCAUCAUCCUGCAGCUGCAGGUAACCAUUUUCCAUUGCAGGGAAAGAAAGAAUCGUAGGAUCACCCUUAGAAUGGGUGGGGUUGGAAGGGAUUUAAAGCUCAUCUCGUUCCAACCCCCUGCCCCAGACAGGAACACGUUCCACACCAGACCAGGUUACUCAGAGCCACACCCAGCCCACAACCUCUCUGGGCAGUCUGUGCCAGUGCCUCACCACCCUUAUAGGGCGGCGUGAGAAGUGGUUGUGGAGAAACACUGCUGUUGCCUUGAACUUGAGAAAGCCUUUGUAACUUCUCUGGUGUGAGAGAGAACGUUAGAGAUAUCUGCAGCCAGCCAAAAGAAGUGUGUUUAGCUUAGGAAAAUGUGGGGUCUCCACUUGCCCCUACUGCUGCGAGGGUUAACAAGCUGCGUUUCCUAAAUGAUGGCAAAGGCACGGUGAUGGGCACCUCGUUAGUUCACUCCUGCUAGCCUGUUACUGUUUGUUCUUAGUAAUAAGCUUAUUUAUUGUUUACCUAGCCCUUAACUAAUCAGGUCCUUUGGUGAGUUUCAACUUGGGAUUCUCCUGCCUCGCUGUUGUCAUCAGGCUGCUGGAGUAACUCAUCAUCUGGGGAGGAACAAAACUCGUGGCACUUUGAAGUACUGUCCAGCAGGUUGGGAUGAAGUAUCUGGAUGUCUGUGUCACUGUAAAGGGCUGGAAAGGCCCUAGUGAAGGUCAAAUAAUUCUGUAGCAAAAUGUUAGCGUUUCCUCCAGAAUCUGAUGCUUAAAUCCGUGGGGUGUGAUCAGUCUUGCUCUGAAAGAAUCUGCAGUAUGGAAAAAUAAUGGAGAGGUGAAUGUCUCAAGGACAGAAACUAACUGCAGGUAGGUACAGAGGGAAGAAAUGUUGACAAGCCAGAGGGAUCACUCGAAUCCAAUAAUGUUUGUAAGAGGAAUCGUGUUCAAUUUGGAUGGCAGCUUCUGUCAAAACACAAGCUUUUUUUUAUUUAGUCCAAGAAAGAAGACGGUAGGGUUGUUUAUUUUUACUUUUAUCAGUCUUGUUUGGGGGGGAAAAAAAAAAAAAGAAGGUAGUUUCGAGGUGUAUGUGACUGUACAAGGAUGGUAUGAAACCAGAGCGUUUCAGGUGCAGCUCUGUGGACUCAAAACAGCUGUUCAAGUUUGGGUUUGUGUAAGAGCACGAAGUUAAUUCUGGGGUUCAGGUCCUCCAGGCAGUUCCCAGGUGCUCGCUGUUUGCACAGAGGCAGAUUUCCUCCCUCCACAACUCCCGAAUUGGAUAAUUCGACAGCAGUGUGGGAUUGCAGGGUCCAGCAAUUCACCCUGGAAGGUACCGCUGUCCCUUGUAUUGACUGAGUUAGAGGUGCUGGUGUAGCUCUUGCCUUGGGAAUUUCUGAUGGAGGAGAAGAGGGAAGUUGUGACCCAGCGGAUUCCUAUUGUACAGCAGACGCUGUUUGAACUUAGCCUCUUUUUUUUUUUUUAAUUAUUAUUAUUAUUAUUUUUAAAUGUGACAUUAACGAGACUUUUUUUUUUUUUUUUUUUUAAUGGUUUCCCCCUUUUUUUCUGUGUAUAAAUCCUGGCCCGCUCCUCGUUUUUGGUCGUCCUUUUCGGUUUUAUUUGGGGUUGUUUGUUUUGUUUUGUUUGGUUUUUUUUUUUACAUGUCCACGCCGUGUAAUUUCGAGAUGUUACCGAGACUUUGAACAUAAUAAUGCGCAUCUUUUUUGUUGUUUUUGUUUUGUUUUGUUCGUUUGUUUGUUUUCUGUACAGACGAAAUGGGAGAAUUUAAUAAAAAAGAGUCUGCAGGUUUGUA